Molecule: messenger RNA, 2883 nt
Organism: Alternaria burnsii
Lineage: Eukaryota; Fungi; Ascomycota; Dothideomycetes; Pleosporales; Pleosporaceae
Product: cytochrome p450
Exons: 7
Coding region: 1-2883 (960 amino acids)
Molecular function (GO): monooxygenase activity; oxidoreductase activity, acting on paired donors, with incorporation or reduction of molecular oxygen; heme binding
Source: RefSeq, a predicted model, not a curated record
AUGGAUCAUUUGCCAGAUAUAGUACCACAUGCCAGGUACCUCCCUUCUGGUCAUGUGGUAGUGGUUUCGAUCGUUGCAAUUGCAGUUUUCGUAAUAUACAAACUGCUCACCCGCACUGACGUCCCGUAUAUCCGUGGUCUACCAGAGAUACCGGGCGCCCUCCCAAUUACGGGUCAUCUCACCCAGCUCGGCGACGACCAUGCUACAGUAUGCGAGAAAUGGUGGCGGCAGUACGGCAACUCUGUCUUCCAGAUCCGACUUGGUAACACGCGCGCUGUGAUCGUCAACUCCUUCGAAGAUUGUAAAAAGAUUCUGGUUUCAAAUUCUCAAGGACUGAUCGAUCGGCCAAAACUGUAUACCUUCCAUGGUCUGAUCUCCUCGACUCAAGGUUUCACUAUCGGAAGCUCCCCGUGGGAUGAGAGUUGUCGGAACAAGCGCAAGGCUGCAUCGACUACAUUGAGUAAGGGUAUGAUGAAGAACUACUAUGAUAUGUUCGACCUGGAAUCUUACUGCAUCCUUCGAGACCUCCAUCGCGAUAGCAAGAGUGGGGAAGUCGAGGUCAGUAUUCGACCGUACAUACAACGCUAUGCCCUCAAUACAACCCUCACGUUAUGCUACGGCAUCCGCAUGGACGCAGUCUAUGACGAUCUGCUCCGCGAGAUCCUCGAAGUGGGAUCCGCCAUCUCGCUCCUCCGCUCCGCUUCUGAGAACUACCAAGACUACGUCCCCAUCUUGAGACACCUGCCGAACAACGAAAAGAACCGGCGCUCCAAAGAACUGCGUGAACGGCGAGAUAAGUAUCUAAACGAACUUCUUGACAAAGUCCGCGGGAUGAUCAAGAACGGUACGGAAAAACCAUGCAUCAGCGCCGCUAUCCUCAAGGACGAAGAAACCCGCCUCACGGGCGUAGAAGUAAGCUCCAUCUGUCUGUCUCUCGUCUCUGGCGGUUUCGAAACUAUACCUGGUACGCUUGUAUCCUGUAUCGGCUCCCUUUCCACACCCGCAGGCCAGAUCUUCCAAGACCGCGCGUAUGCCGAGAUACGCAAAAUGUAUCCUACCGACGCGGCGUUGAAGAAAGCCUGGGCAACAGACUUUGAGAAAGAAACCGUACCAUAUCUGAACGCUAUCGUGAAGGAAGCGGGGCGGUAUUAUACCGUUAGUAAUAUGAGUUUGCCGCGUAAGACAAUGGGAGAGGUUAGGUGGGGGGAUGCUGUCAUCCCGAAAGGGACGAUGGUGUUGAUCAACGCUCAGGCUGGUAAUCAUGAUACCGACUACUGGGGCCCUACAGCCGCUACCUUCGACCCAGAACGCUGGCUCACUCCCCCUUCAUCCCCAGACGCCUUACAUGCACCGAAUUCGCACGCCAACCCGCCUCACCUCUCCUUCGGUGCCGGAUCUAGGUCUUGUCCUGGUGCUUUGAUAGCGAGCAAGCUAAUCUAUGCUGCGUUGUUCCGUUUGCUCAGUCUGUACAGGAUUGAGGCCAGUGUGACGAAUCCACCAAACACGGAUUACGUGGACUACAACGCGAUCAAGAGUGCUUUAGUGGCUAUACCAAGGGAUUUUGGAGCUAGCGUAUAUCGAGUGACAAACAUGCUUUCCUUGUCUACCACGCACCCCUCAGUAUUUGGGUCUCACACUCAACUUAUCGCAGCAAUCUCGAAUAUGAGGCUCCGAUUCGCUUCAGGCGUCAUUGUAGCAGUGGCCUCCUUGGCUGUUAGUGAGAGGGCUGCGCUUUCACCCAAGAUCUUCGGCGUCGACCCCUCGGGGGCACCUGCCUCGUUCAACCCUCCUGAGUUCGCGCCUGCCCUGGGAGGUGACGGAUUUGAUCCAGAGAACAUGGCUGAUAAGGCUCUUUGGGACAAAUACCUCAAGAAGGGAGACCACAUGAUGUGUUUGAUGGAGGCUACGGACGCGGGCGCAGGAUGGCUAGAGAAGGAUCCGAGAAAACCACCUUCAGCCGCGAGCAAAUGGACGGGUGAUCUCAGAGCUGAACUCCAAAAAUGGUUCUGGCACGAGUCGCAGUACGACAAGGGCUGGGAAUGUGAUUUCGAGGGCAUGGGACUCAAAACGACGUUUGAAGGUCUCGGUCUCAACUCGCAAUCAAAGUAUGAUGACGAGGGUGAUCCACAAGCCGGGAGCAACGACUGCUAUUCAAUUCAACAUUAUGACGAAUACUGGGUUGCAGACCCUGAUGAUGAAUGGGGCCAGACGAUUCCUAUCAAGGACCAGAAAUACAAAGCCGACGGUAAGGAGUAUACAGCCACAGCCGGCGUCUACCAGUUCGCUAUCAACCAUGAUGGAGGUCUCAUUGCCAAGAACAUCGAGAGCCCACGCCAUGCCGUUCUUAGUCCGAUGUCUUGGGGUCGUAGUGCCAAUCCUGGAGAGCUUCCUGCAAUCGAAUUUGCGUCUGACGUCUUCUGGGCAUAUUGGGUCCGCGAUAACCCUAAUGUCAAGAACUUCCGGGUCUAUGGUGCUCACAAUGUCAUCAAUACGGACACAACUCGAUUGGUAGCUCGAGCCUUGAAGAAUGUCGGCACAAAUAAAUUGUCCGUCUGGCCGGGUAAUGUCUUCAAUAUUGGGAGCGAGGAGUUCCGAGUCCUGAUCGGCUCACCCAUCGGCGCCACAGCUGGUCACUUGCUUGCAGCACACAAGGCCGAACUUGGAAUCAAGAGGAUCACUAAAGUGACUGUAGUCAAGAAUGAGAAAUCGCCCUUCAAAAAUCGACGCCUUCAAGAUGAUCUACACAUAUUCUUCAGUAUUGGAGAUGUACCAUCAGCUGAGGUGACCAGACCGGAUGAGCCGGUAGGCGUGGUGAAUAGCCGAAUCGCCAGUGUCAGGAAGCGAGGGAAAAAUGUAAUUAGGGUGCACACCGUAAUGGCUUAG